Molecule: messenger RNA, 438 nt
Organism: Fonsecaea monophora
Lineage: Eukaryota; Fungi; Ascomycota; Eurotiomycetes; Chaetothyriales; Herpotrichiellaceae
Product: Cullin 3
Exons: 2
Coding region: 1-438 (145 amino acids)
Source: RefSeq, a predicted model, not a curated record
AUGAAGGAGAGGGUGAAGCUGUACAUGAACAUCAUGCUACCGGCGAACUUACGCAUCCCCAGCGACGAGCUAAGGGGAGAAGUCCGUGAUCAUGCUCAUGAAAAGAAAGAGGAGCACGAACAUCAGGGUAACAUAAUGCUGAAGAUGACAGUGAACGUCAUCAUAGAUGGGCACAUCAACAAGAACGAGCUGGACGACAUGAUCGAGGUGAACGGCGUGAACGUAGAGAGGGACACCUACGUAACUAGAGUCAUGUACAUCAAUAGGGUCGUGAACGUGUACGGGAUGACGGGUUUACCCAGCUACUUGGGCAUGCUCGUGGGCAAGUACUACUUCGACAUCGGGGGUCUCUACUUACCGAUGCACCUCUACAAGCGUAACAUCACGGACGAUUUCGAGAUCACGAUAAGUUCUGGGCGAUCAUCCUCAACAGGUUGA